AUGGUUUAUGGUGAAUUUUUCCGCAGACCUGGCAAAGACGCAGAACUUAUCAAUUUGAAUGUGGGUGGCUUUAAGCAAUCGGUGGAUCAAAGCACCUUGCUCCGAUUUCCCCAUACCAGACUCGGGAAACUUCUCAAAUGCCAUUCAGAAGAGGCUAUUCUAGAACUGUGUGAUGAUUAUAGUGUUGCAGACAAGGAAUAUUACUUUGACAGGAAUCCUUCGUUGUUCCGAUAUGUUCUGAAUUUUUACUAUACGGGCAAACUUCACGUCAUGGAAGAGCUUUGCGUCUUUUCCUUCUGUCAGGAAAUAGAGUACUGGGGGAUAAAUGAGCUGUUUAUUGAUUCCUGCUGCAGCAAUCGGUACCAAGAAAGGAAAGAAGAGGGUCCUGAGAAAGACUGGGAUCAGAAAAGCAAUGAUAGAAGUAUAGAUUCCUCUAACGAAGAGUCGUCCAUGUUUGAUAAAGAGCUGGAAAAGUUUGACAAUCUGUGUUUUGGUGAAAUAAGAAAGAAGAUCUGGGUCAGAAUGGAAAAUCCUGCAUACUGCUUGUCUGCCAAGUUAAUUGCCGUGUCAUCCCUGAGUGUUGUCCUGGCGUCGAUCGUGGCCAUGUGCAUUCACAGCAUGCCAGAGUUUCAAAGGCUGGACGCCAAUGACAGGGAGAUUGAAGACCCUGUGCUGGAAGCCGUGGAAAUUACGUGCAUCAUCUGGUUCACUGCUGAACUAGUGAUCAGGCUCAUUGCCGCUCCAAGUCAAAAGAAGUUCUGGAAGAAACCACUGAAUAUCAUUGAUUUUGUCUCUAUUAUCCCAUUUUAUGCCACAUUGGCCGUGGACACUAAGGAAGAAGAAAGCGAAGAUAUUGAAAAUAUGGGGAAGGUGGUUCAGAUCCUGAGGUUAAUGAGGAUAUUUCGCAUCCUGAAACUGGCCAGACACUCCGUAGGACUGCGGUCUUUAGGGGCUACUUUGAGGCAUAGCUAUCAGGAAGUUGGACUCUUGCUUUUGUUUUUGUCUGUUGGAAUUUCUAUUUUUUCAGUGCUUGUCUACUCAGUGGAGAAAGAUGAUGACUCAUCAGAACUGCACAGCAUCCCUGUUUGCUGGUGGUGGGCAACCAUCAGCAUGACCACUGUUGGUUACGGGGACACUUACCCAGUCACGCUUGCUGGAAAGCUGCUCGGCACCCUAUGCAUUAUCUGUGGGAUACUAGUGGUAGCACUUCCAAUCACCAUUAUUUUCAAUAAGUUUUCUAAGUAUUAUCAAAAACAAAAAGAUAUUGAUCCAGACCAAUGCAACAAUGAUCGCAAAGAGAAAUGUAACGACCUACCUUAUUUUAACAUUAGGGAUAUUUAUGCAAAAAAGAUGCACUCCUUCAUUUCUAGCCUUUCUUCAGUAGGAAUUGUAGUCAGUGACCAAGACUCAACAGAUGCCUCCAGCAUCCAAGAUAUGGAGGAUGUAUAUAACACAACAUCUUUAGAGAAUGGUACAGGAAAAUGA
Molecule: messenger RNA, 1485 nt
Organism: Colius striatus (speckled mousebird)
Lineage: Eukaryota; Metazoa; Chordata; Aves; Coliiformes; Coliidae
Gene: KCNS3
Product: potassium voltage-gated channel modifier subfamily S member 3
Exons: 1
Coding region: 1-1485 (494 amino acids)
Biological process (GO): potassium ion transmembrane transport; protein homooligomerization
Cellular component (GO): membrane; voltage-gated potassium channel complex
Molecular function (GO): voltage-gated potassium channel activity; protein binding
Source: RefSeq, a predicted model, not a curated record